Messenger RNA from Corylus avellana, 1753 nucleotides. RefSeq names its product high affinity nitrate transporter 2.7 (gene NRT2.7). Gene Ontology annotation, molecular function: nitrate transmembrane transporter activity. The record is from RefSeq and is a predicted model, not a curated record. Gene Ontology annotation, cellular component: membrane. Gene Ontology annotation, biological process: transmembrane transport. Lineage: Eukaryota; Viridiplantae; Streptophyta; Magnoliopsida; Fagales; Betulaceae.
AAGUUUCCAAAAACCUAUAAACGACGGGAAAGGACAGGUCAUUGUUUUGCAGGACUUUUGGUUGCUCAGAAAUCAGAAUCAACCGGAGUAGGUCGGAUUGGAUGGUAAACCGCUAGAACAAAUACCCUACUAGCUUGUUAACGCUUUGACACAUCCACCUUCUACCAUGGAAGCUCAACCCACAAAAGCACCAUCCUUCUCUUUACCCGUGGAUCCUGCAGACCAAAAGGCCACCGAAUUCCGACCUUUCUCAAUAGCCCCACCCCACAUGCGAGCCUUCCACCUUGCAUGGCUAUCUCUCUUCUCAUGCUUCUUCUCUACCUUCUCCAUCCCUCCUCUCGUCGCCAUCAUCCGCCAGGACCUCAACCUCACCGAAACCGACAUCAGCUACGCCGGCAUAGCCUCCUUCGCCGGCUCCAUCUUCUCUCGCUUCGCCAUGGGACCCGUAUGCGACCUCGUGGGCCCUCGAGUCGCAUCCGCCACGCUCUCUCUCCUCACCGCUCCCGCUAUACUCUCAAUGUGUCUAGUCUCGUCGCCAAACUCCUUCAUUCUCGUCCGCUUUCUUGUUGGCUUCUCGCUUGCCAACUUCGUCGCCAACCAGUUCUGGAUGAGCUCCAUGUUCUCCGGCUGCGUUGUCGGGCUCGCCAACGGCGUGGCAGCCGGGUGGGCGAACAUGGGCUCAGGCGUCACGCAGAUGGUGAUGCCGCUCAUAUACUCCUUCAUCAUGUCAUUCAACGUACCCUCUUCCACUGCUUGGCGCGCUGCGUUUGUCGUCCCCGCCAUUUUCCAAGCACUGACGGCGAUAAUGGUCUUGGCAUACGGCCAAGACCUACCUACCGGGAACUACAAGAAACGUUCCGGCACGACCCCGAAAGAGGACUUGUUGAAAAUUCUCUUCAAUGGGCUCAAGAACUACAGGGGGUGGAUUUUGGCUUUGGCGUACGGGUACAGCUUCGGAGUGGAGCUGACAACUGACAAUAUUAUAGCCCAGUAUUUCUACGACAGGUUUGAUUUGAAUCUUGAGUUGGCCGGGACUGUGGCGGCCAGCUUUGGAAUGGCGAAUUUCAUUUCACGGCCGACCGGAGGGUUGCUCUCCGACGCGAUGGGGAGGAGGUUUGGAAUGAGAGGGAGGCUCUGGGGGUUGUGGGUGGUGCAGACAGUCGCUGGGUUGCUCUGUGUGUUGCUCGGACGAGUCAACUCGCUGUGGGGUUCCAUAGUUGUCAUGUGUUGUUUCUCCGUGUUUGUUCAAGCGGCCAGUGGCCUCACCUUCGGUGUGGUUCCUUUUGUUUCCAAAAGGUCACUUGGAGUGAUAUCAGGGAUGACAGGGAGUGGAGGAACGGUGGGGGCAGUGGUGACUCAGCUGCUGUUGUUUUCUGGCAAUAAAUACUCGAAGCAGACAAGCAUCUCUCUCAUGGGUAUUAUGAUGCUCAUCUGUACUCUCCCAAUUACUCUCAUAUACUUCCCCCGUUGGGGUGGUAUCCUUUGUGGCCCUUCCUUUGAACCCCACAAAGCCGACGGGAGUUAUCACCUGCUCGAAUAAAGCUGUAAGUCAAGAGCGGUUCACGGAUAGACUCGAGUUUGGUGCGGACAGAUUUGACUCAGUCUUCACUCAUUUAAUAAAUGAGUAGACGGUGAACACUAAAUUAAAUUGGAUUAUUAAACGAGUCAAAAACUUAUAAUAUAAAUUCGGCUCGGUUCUUAUGAAUUCAUUUACCUUCAUUUUUAUUAUUUUUUAUGGUAUUAUUUAUAAUUU